This is a messenger RNA of Phasianus colchicus (ring-necked pheasant), 2047 nucleotides long. RefSeq names its product internexin neuronal intermediate filament protein alpha (gene INA). Gene Ontology annotation, cellular component: postsynaptic intermediate filament cytoskeleton; cytoplasm; intermediate filament. The record is from RefSeq and is a predicted model, not a curated record. Gene Ontology annotation, molecular function: structural constituent of postsynaptic intermediate filament cytoskeleton. Gene Ontology annotation, biological process: intermediate filament organization. NCBI's taxonomy places the organism in Eukaryota, Metazoa, Chordata, Aves, Galliformes, Phasianidae.
UAAGCGCUCCGCCGCCGCCCUGCUCGCUUCGCUCCUCUCCGCCGCAAUGAGCUACAGCGUGGAACCGCCGGCGCUGGCCGCCUCCUCCCGCCGCCUGCUCGCCCAGGCCUCGCGGCGCACCGAGGGCGUUGAGCCGCGCCGUGCCAGCGAGAAGGAGCAGCUGCGGGGCCUCAACGAGCGCUUCGCCGGUUACAUCGAGCGUGUGCGGGCGCUGGAAGAGCGCAACCGGGCGCUGGCCGGCGAGCUGGCGGAGCUAAGGCGGCUGCCGCCCGAGCCGCGCCGUCUGGGGCAGCUGCUGGGAGGGGAGCUGCGGGCCCUGCGCGCCCGUCUGGAGGAGGCUCACGGCGAGCGGGCGCAGGCCGCGCUGGAGCGGGCGCGGCUGGCCGAGGAGACGCAGCGGCUGCGGGCGCGCUGCGAGGAGGAGGCGCGGGGCCGCGCCGAGGCUGAGCAGGCGUUGCGCGCCCGGCAGCAGGCGGCCGACGGGGCGGCCCGAGACCGCGCCGACCUGGAGCGGCGGGCGGAGGCGCUGCGGGAGGAGCUGGCGGAGCUGCGGCGCGCCCACGCCGAGCAGCUGGCCCAGCUGGGAGCCGCGCUCCGCGCCUCCGCUCCCCCGGCCUCCGGGCCUCCGACGGCGCGGCCCGACCUGGCGGCCGCGCUGCGGGAACUGCGCGCUCAGUACGAGGCGCUGCCGGCCCGCAACCUGCAGGCGGCCGAGGACUGGUACCGCGCCCGCUGCGCCAGCCUCCACGAGCGGGCGGCCCGCAGCCAGGAGGCCGUCCGGGCCAGCCGCCGCGAGGCGGGCGAGUGCCGCCGGCAGCUGCAGGCCCGGGUGGUGGAGAUGGAGAGCCUGCGCGGAGCCCACGAGUCCCUCGAGCGGCAGCUGCAGGAGCUGGAGGAAAGGCACAGCGCCGAGGCCGCCGGGCUGCAGGACACCAUUGGGCAGCUGGAGGCUGACCUGCGCAACACUAAAACCGAGAUGGCUCGGCACCUGAGGGAGUACCAGGACCUGCUGAAUGUCAAGAUGGCCCUGGAUAUCGAGAUCGCUGCCUACAGGAAGCUGCUGGAGGGAGAGGAAAACCUGUUCAGCAUGGGGAGUGUUGGCCUUCCAGCCAUGAACCCCCUCCCCAACCCCACCUACUCUUUCCAGCCACGCUCCUCCACUCCAUCCUUCAAGAAAGAGGAGCAAAGAGAGGCGAUUAGAGCGACCUCCAAGAUACCAUCCGGUCAGGCUGGGAUGCUUGACGGGACCAUAACCACUGCCAAGAAAACGGAGAGAUUCAAUGUGCAUGGAGGAAUCAUUGCAAAUGCUAAAGUGUAAUGGUGGGGAUCCCAUCCCUUUUGCACUUGGGGGGGAGCAGUCUUCAGUUGGCCCUUUAAUUGCCUCUUGGGCACUGGGUUGUGCUCAGCAGCUCUGGUUACAAGGUCCCUUGUAGGGUCAGGGCUCAGCAGCCUCUGGCAAAGCAAGGGCCAAGCUCAGCACACUGCUCCCUCUCAAGUCAGGUGGCGGCCACAUGGGUCGCUGGGUGCAUGCUGGUGGGUGUUGUGGAUGCACGGGGAUUUGUGGCAGCGAGGAAGGGACUCACUGCAAUUUGGGGAGGGGGUGGCGAGGGCAAUGGAACUCAACUACAACUAGGGUUAAGGCUACAGCCCUUCACCUACUGUCCAAAUCCACGUGUAGCUAAAGCGUUUCCUCUUCUUCAAGUGUAGCCAUCCACUUUUAACUCAGAAGCACAGAAAUAGCCAUAAACACACCUUGCUUCUGGUCUGUGAGCCACUUAUAUUUUAAACUGUAAGGAAUGUCUUUUUUUUUUUUUGUUCUGACAACUCUUUCUGUUUCUCAGUAGCGUUAGUCCGGCCACAUGCAUGGGGUUUGUUGGUUGGGAACCAACACCCAGUGCCCAUUUCCACGUACAGCAGGGAGGGCUGGGUGCUGCCAAAUGCCACAUCCACACUUGAGCUCCAGCCUUCCAACAUGUGCCAAAUCUGAUGUAGGAUUUACAACUGUAGGUUUCUUUCAAUGCCUUAAAAUUGCCAGCUUCUGCAAGAG